This is a messenger RNA of Prosopis cineraria, 513 nucleotides long. RefSeq lists its product as uncharacterized. Lineage: Eukaryota; Viridiplantae; Streptophyta; Magnoliopsida; Fabales; Fabaceae. Bases 1 to 513 code for a protein of 170 amino acids. The transcript is spliced from 2 exons. The record is from RefSeq and is a predicted model, not a curated record.
AUGAGAAGGGUGAGAGAGUGUCUGAGGGCGGUGUCUGUUUUCUUUCUGCGUUUCCCCUCACUGUUGGUUCCUGUUUCUCUCCCUCAUCACCGACUAUCCUUCCACCGUCAUCAGUCGUCGGCUAUCCUUUCCUCUGUCAGCGCCGAUCGUCUUUUGUGGUGUGGGAGUCACCGGAUCUUCAACUUGGUCUGCUGCCUUGUUUCCUUUCUGAUCUCUUCUACUUCAUCCUCGAUCCAGCCACCUCUAUCCUUUGCUCUUCAACACGCUGCUGAUGAGAACAGGAUCUCCACUUGCCACUGCUGUGAUGUCCACCCUGAACCACAGUAUUGUGGUGUAAAUCCAAGCAAAAAAACCGUACAUUCUUCUAUAAAACAAGUAUCUAGAAUCAAAACCUUUUCAAAUCUUCAGAAGACAGCUGAGAAUAGAUGCCUAUUAAUCAUACCUCUUGACGUGUCAUUGGAGUUUUACAUCGCAUCCGAACAACAUCUCGAGAUGUUAAACCUUCAUUAUUGA